Messenger RNA from Saccoglossus kowalevskii, 465 nucleotides. RefSeq names its product C-type lectin Cal-like. The record is from RefSeq and is a predicted model, not a curated record. Lineage: Eukaryota; Metazoa; Hemichordata; Enteropneusta; Harrimaniidae.
ACACGUCCCACCAAUGUACUUGUUACGAGUACCAAGCCUACUGUACAAAUCCUGACACCAACCAAGGCAUGAAUUGGAUUGACGCAAACAAGUAUUGUUUGUCACUUCCUGGCGGUGUUGGACUCGCUACCAUAGACAAGAAAGGUACUCAUAAAGGCAUCAAGAAAUCUAUUCCUCUUGAGUGGAAAGGCGAUUUGUGUAACUGGGGAUUCUGGAUUGGAUUCAGAGAUAUGAGGAAUCCACCUCGACUACCAAGGCACAAAAGACAUCCCGAGUACUUUUCAUGGUUCUUUCAAAUGUGUUCUUAUUAUGAGGAUUGGGCAGUAGAUCAGCCUAAUGACAACCACAGUAAUGACGAAGAUGGACAAAACUGUGUUCAAUUGUGGUACAAACCAGGGAGAAAGGGUGCAUAUGACGACGAGUACUGCUCUGAAAAGAAGGGAUUUGUUUGCCAGAUAGCAAAGG